Molecule: messenger RNA, 1245 nt
Organism: Belonocnema kinseyi
Lineage: Eukaryota; Metazoa; Arthropoda; Insecta; Hymenoptera; Cynipidae
Gene: ATP6AP2
Product: ATPase H(+)-transporting accessory protein 2
Exons: 8
Coding region: 71-1120 (349 amino acids)
Biological process (GO): positive regulation of Wnt signaling pathway
Cellular component (GO): membrane; external side of plasma membrane
Molecular function (GO): signaling receptor activity
Source: RefSeq, a predicted model, not a curated record
CCUCAUAUUAUAUGUCGAUGGUCGUUGUCAUGUGAUUGUAGUCUCCGAAUCCAGAACGAAGUGAAAUUUAAUGAAAUAUUGUAAAAUUAGUGUUUUAUCUAUUAAAAAGAUGUUCUUUUCAAUAUUUUGGGCUGUCUUUUUCAUUUGUGCAGUAAAUGCUGGAGGAGACUUCAUUGUACUACAUAGUCCAAGUAGUGUCAAGUUCAGUGGUAACGAAGAAGUCGACCAAAGUCUACUAAAAGAAAUAUUUUCAGCAGCUCUUGGAUUCACUGUAAAACAUAGGGGAAAUUGGAGUGGCAUCUCCAUUAAAGACCCUUUCACGUUACCAGAGGCGAUAGUUGGUAUAGCAGUUGAAGGAGUAGAUACAUUAAAUUCGCCAAGAGGUAAAAGAUUUUCUCUUAACGUAGAUGAAAUUGAAGAGACAACCUGGCAAGCUCUGAGUGGCCGUCUUGAAGAGAGAGAUGAUGAUAAUACGCUCAUAAGAAUUUAUCUCGGUGAUGGAGUGGAUGCUCUGGGACAAUCCGCUCUUGGUGAACUUAAACCGACGUCUAUAGAUCAGUCUUCUUUGCGCGCUUUAAGUCUAAAAAAUGAUGAAGAUAAAAAGUUUCUUGACGAAAUUCAACUUUUACGCGCUAUUGCCAAAAAAAUACCAUCUACUAUUACAGCAGAUUCUAAGCCCGAUGUCUAUUGGCUUGUAGUAUCUGGUUUACAUCCUGUUAUUGAAUUUCAUGGUAAAGAAUCAGCAUCUGUGAUGGAAGCUCUUUCGCUUCUGAACGAUGCUUUUAGUGACCUUAGCAAAUCAUUUGUUAAUGUUUAUAACGAUAAGGUUUUAAUCACGUCAUUUACCAACGAUGUUAGUCAAGUACGCCAUGUGAGAUCAGCUAACCUCAACAGAAGCUACCGCGAUAACACUAUAGUGAAUAGUAAAAAGGUUCCUGUUAAGAAUCUAGGAAAGAAAUACACUGAAAAUUAUCCAGUCAUCUUCAAUAUUAUUCUGUGGUUCGGCGUUGUCUUUUUCUUCUCUCUUCUAGCAAUCUGUGUUGCCAUCGCCAGUAUGGACCCGGGUCGUGAUUCCAUAAUAUAUAGAAUGACUUCAAAUCGUAUGAAGAAGGAGAAUUAAGAGAAAGUAAAAACAAUUGGAAAAAAUAAAAUGGGAAUGGAAACAACCCUCUCGAAAUCCUCGGCUGUACAAACCCUAAACGAAAUCAGUAUCGAAUAAGAUUUUUUAAAACCUAUUUUCAUUGU